AAAUUUAUCCAAUUUAUGAGGAUAAAUUCAAACAUGGCACCGAAUAUUAUAAGUAGCCCUAUUGGAAUUCUAUUUAAAGGAGAAAAGAUAGAUGAUCAACCAGUCGAAAUAAGCAAGGAAAAAGAAAUAUAUAAAAGGAAUAUAAUUUGGAGAAAUGUUGCGAUAUUUAGCGGUUUACAUAUCGGUGCUGUUUACGGUGCCUAUCUUGCACUCACAUCUGCUAAAUUGUUAACAACGCUUUUCAGUAUCUUACUUAGCAUGUGGUCGGGUAUUGGUAUCACAGCAGGAGCUCAUAGAUUAUGGGCGCAUAGAUCCUACAAAGCAAAAUGGCAACUUCGAUUAAUUCUUAUUAUAUUCAACACUAUAGCUUUUCAGGAUGCGGCUAUCGAUUGGGCAAGGGACCACAGGGUUCAUCAUAAAUAUAGCGAAACUGAUGCGGAUCCACAUAAUGCAAAAAGAGGAUUUUUCUUCUCUCACGUAGGUUGGUUGCUACUCAGAAAACAUCCGGAUGUUAAACAGAAGGGUAAAGGAAUCGACAUGAGCGAUCUUAAAAGUGAUCCCAUUAUCGCCUUUCAGAAAAAGUACUACUUCAUUCUGAUGCCUUUGAUGUGCUUCAUUCUGCCAAGCUUAAUACCUAUGUACUGUUGGAAUGAAACCUUCCUCAACUCUUAUUUCAUUCCCGUAGUAUUUCGUUACGUCUUCACCUUAAAUACGACGUGGCUAGUGAAUUCCGCUGCUCAUCUUUUUGGCAAUAAACCUUACGACAAAUACAUCAAUCCUUCAGAAAAUAAAGGAGUAGCAAUGAUGUCAUUGGGCGAAGGCUGGCAUAAUUAUCAUCACGUAUUUCCAUGGGAUUACAAAACUAGCGAAUUGGGUAAUUACAGGUAUAAUAUCACAACCGCGUUCAUCGACUUCUUUGCGAAAAUAGGUUGGGCCUAUGACCUAAAAAGUGUCUCGAAAGAUACGAUAAAAUCACGAGUACUCAAAAGUGGUGAUGGUACUCAUGAUGUUUGGGGUUGGGGCGACAAGGAUCAAACACAAGAAGAGAAACAACAUGCUGUAGUCACGUAUACUUCGACGAAGGAUCAAUAACUGUUCUCUCUCUUGUUAUCCUCUUCGCUCUUAUUUGUUUUUCCUCUUUCGAGAAUAUCCUUACAUUCACUUGACAAAACUAAGUAAUUCACGAUCAUGAAUCUAUUAUUUUCUAUAAAACUAUCUUUGCGUUACGAUUUCUCCCCUCUCCCCUUCCUCAUCUUUUCUUAUUCACGAUAAUACCCUUGACAUAAUUUCACAACAAUAUAAUUUAUAGAUAGAAUAAUCUAUCGAAUAGACUAUUAAAAUGUCUUUCAAACCUCAAAGGUUGAAUGUAAUAAGAAUUAAUCGGAGUUUACCAUUUUGCUUUAUGAAUUGUUUAUUUAUAAUCUGCGCCCUCCUACUGUGAUACCAAUACCUGAGCACUGGUCAAUUAAAAAAGCUGAAAAAACAAAUAAUAAUAUAUGUGUUUUUUUAUUUCGUUGAAAUUUCAAAAUGGAUUAAAGUCUUAUUAUGAAAUCGUGAAAAAAUACGUACUGAUUCGCUUUUAAUUUGAUGGGUAUUAUAUAUAAUAUCAAAAAUAAUCUAAAGGAACGUUAGGACAAAUGGGGAAGAGAGAGAGAGAAAGAGAGAGAGAGAGAGAGAGAGAGAGAGAAAGAGAGAGAGAGAUAAAGUUUGUGCAUGUGUGCAUACUUAUCAAAAUGCGAUGUUAACGAUUUAGUCGGAGAUAAGAGCCGUAAACAGUAUCAAUGUGUAGACCAUUACAUAUCGCGACAUUUCUCCAAACAAUACGUCUCUUAUAUAUUUCUUUUUCCUUGGAGAAAAGAACUCCUAUUAGGCUACUUGUAAUAAUUGGUGCCAUGAUCGGUAUAUAAUAGAAUGAUAUAUAAUUGAAAAAUAAGUACUUUUAAUUUCAAAAUAUAUGAAACACUUACAUGUAAUAUUUUUCCAUUAUAUUUCUUUUAAGCAAAUAUUUUAAACAUAUUAAAAUAAGAAUACAAUUUAUUGAGAGCCAAAAGAAUUUAAUACUCAAUGUCGGAAAAAAUUAAAUUUAAGUGUUUGUAGUUAUUCUUAAAAGUAAAGAAAUUCUUAUUUGUUUUGUAAUUUAAAAUAUUAUUUUUAUUUCCACAAAGUCCAUUGUACAAGGCUUAUUAUUACUGGAUACAUUAGAAGUAUUUUAAGUAUAUUUAAUAACAACAAUAAAAAAAAUUAAUCGUUGUUUUAUAGAUUUCCAAUCGAUGACAAUUCAAUCUUCUAUGUAAUCAAAUUUUAUUGAUUCAAUUAUCAUUAUCUUCUUUCUUGAAAUUGGAAAAAUUCGAAAUUUGGGAAAUAAAAUAAAGGUUUUAAUGAUAAUUAAAAUUUGGCGUAAUUUCGAGAUCGUAAAAUUAUUUAAUAUCACGUUGACGGAUGAUAUGAGAAACGUUAUUCAGAAAUUUGAAAGUAAAAACAUCCUAUUGACAGAGGCGAUGACUGUAUUACAAAAGCAAAGCGAAGGCGAAAAAAACCUAUGUUUUAUACAUUAAUAUAAAGAGGUAUUUGUAUUUUAUAUAUUUAUACGAUUUAGACGAAUUAAAUAUUACUUACAUAAGAAAACUUUUUUAAAGAAUAAUUAAUUAUCGACGUUUAUAGUAAUCAAUUUUGUUCUAAACAGAAAAAUAUCAUUGUUAAUUUUAUUAUUCGGAUAUAUACAUAUACAUAAAUGUAUUUAAUAAAAAAUAUUUUUUAUUCUUAAAUAUUUAUUUUCCUUUUAUUAAAUUUUUUAAAAUUAUUACAAAUUACAUCAAUAUACUUGAAAAUAAAUUUGUAUUGUAUAGGAGAUUUAAUUCUACACCCCAACAAAUUUUAUAAUAUAACAUACCACCAUCUACAAGAUUUCUUUACAGGAAUUUUGUAGUUCUUAAAUAUCUGGGAGCACAAAACUUAUCAUCAUAGUAGCGCCCAUAAAGAGCAAAGAAUUAAAAAAUGAUGCUGUUUCAAUCACCCUUUGAAAUUAUCGGUCGAUAAAGUGUUAUGUUCCUUGUAUCUAUACUUAUGAGAAUCAAUGAUAUGUUUAAUCUAUGAUUACGCAGAUCAAUGGCAACGGUAACAAAAGAUUAUUUCUUAUUUUUAUUAUUCUGAAUCUAUGCUCGGAUUAGUCAACGAUAUCUUUAUAUCUUCUGUCUUAUUAUCUGUUUAUAUAAGUUCAACUAGAUUUAUUUAUUUUUAUAGUUUGAUAAAAAGAGGAACAUGAACGUUAUUAAGGAAAAAAUGAACAAAUUUUCUGUUCAAAUUCUAUAUACUUUCAUUUAAUAUUAUUACUAUUAUUAAUGGUUGGUAUUUUUGAUACUUUAUCACAAUUUCGAUUAAAUAACGAUAGUUUAUUCAAAUUACUCGAUACGUGUUUAAUUUUCUUAUGACUAACAUUAUUUUUCGACUUGACAUGACAUAAAAAUACCGAAAUAUUUGUGUAUAAUAAUUUAAAUUUAUUGCGCGCGCGAUUAGUACUAAAUUUAUAUUAAUAUAUGGAAAACAUAUACUGUUGACAUAACGUUGUUCCUGAGCGAGAUUCAGAGUUUAUAAGGAACGCCUGGAAUAAUAAUAUACCAGAUACAAAUAAAAAUUAUAUACUGCGCAAUGUUUCGCCUAUUUAUUCACUCUUAAUGCUUAAAAUUAACGUAGUUGAGAAAUGUAUCAAAAAUUGCAGAGAUUACGGAAUUAAUCAUGCAGUAAGAUAAUAGUAAAACUACAUUUUUCGAUCAUAAAAUAGUUUAUCCUUUUGUUAUUAUCUUUGUUCUUAUUUCAACACUUGUUACAGUUUUAUCAAAUUGUACUGCAUUUAUUUCUUUAUCAAAACGAAUAAUUUUAUUGAGAGAGCAUUUUUUUAAAUUUUACUUUAUAUGAAACGUUUACAUAUAAUAUUUUUUCCCUUAAAUCUUCUUUAAGCAAAUAUUUUGAACAUAUUAAUAUAAGAAUAAUGAAAGCUAACAAAAUUUAAUUCGUAAAUUUGCUGAAAAUUAAACUUAAAAAGUUUAUAGCAAUUUUUAUUGACAAUCAAUAUCUUAGUUGUUCUGUAAUAUUUUCCUUAAUAAAAUUUAAUAAAACUAAUAAACCGUUUAUUAGUAUGCAAGAUAUUUCAAAAAUAUUACGAACAAACGAAAUGGUCUUACCGCAUUACUUGAUUAUUUUCCGAGUACUCUGAAUAAAAAGAAUCUUAACUAAAUAAAUUAUGUAUAUAUUAAUAUUGUGUAUAUUAUGUAUAUAUUAAUAUAUAUAUAAUUGUGUAUAUAUUAAUAUAUACACAAACACGCGUUUCUGUGCGUCGGACGUUAAUAAAUUUUUUACAUUUAUUAUAUAUCCUUUUUUCAUACGUUCAAACGUACUUUAUAAUUUUCUUUUUCAAAUAUCAAAUAAUUUUUAAUAACAAUAGAUUCACGACGAAUAUUCACACAAUAUAAGUAAAUUAAUCGUUAGUCGGAUUUAAUGAUUAACCAUUACAACUCAUCACCGUGGUUUAAUUAAUAUUUCUUUUUUGCUUCAUUUAUUUUUAUUGUUUUAUUAUUAUAAUUACUGAAAAAAAUGAGCACAGUGAUACGAGAAUUAUUUUACAAAAUAAUUCAUCGAUGACUGAAACACGCACAAAAACAAACUACUUUUGCAAUUACAUUGUAACUUGUAGAAAUAUUCUCUUAUAAUCAUCGUUUUGAUUAAGUUUCCAGUAGUAAUAACAUUAAAACAGUUGCCCAAAAUUGGUAUUAAUAAAUGUAUUAAAUUUAAAUAUUGAUAGUGUAUAUAUAUAUAUACACUAAGUAUGCAUAUAUAUAUAUAUAUAUAUAUAUAUAUAUAUAUAUGCAUACUUCCUCUUUUUCCCCUACAUAAAAGCUACUGUACGCAAUAAUAAUAAGAAAACGAAGAAACCAUAUCGCUAAUUUACUAACAAGAACAAAAACAUGAAAUAUAACUUAAGUAGUUCCCAGAAUGAAAAUGCUGACUUUUCUUUGCGUUACUUACUUUGAAAGGCAUCUGUGAAAUUCUGAAUGUUAUAUUAAAGCGAUCAUGCCCAUUUUACAUUGACGUAUUUAUUAGAAUCGUAUCGGUAAUGAGAAUAGUCGUAUCAAAAUCUUUGAAACUUGUUGGAUAUAAUUUUUCAAAGUCGAGACUUUCGUUGCGCAACAACGGAUUUUUUUAUCUUUCCGUUGGUGAAUUAUACGCACUACUGGAAUUCAAUUUAAUACACAGGUACAAAGAUCACCCACUCAGUAAUAAAAAUUAUAAUUUAUCACAUACCAUUCAAGUUAUGUAAUUUAAAGAGGAACGUAAAUGUAUGUAAAAAGAAGAGGAGAACAAGGGAAAUCAUAAAAUAAA
Vespa crabro (European hornet) is the source of this 5373-nucleotide messenger RNA. RefSeq names its product acyl-CoA Delta-9 desaturase-like. Gene Ontology annotation, cellular component: endoplasmic reticulum membrane. The record is from RefSeq and is a predicted model, not a curated record. The coding region runs from base 16 to 1092 and encodes 358 amino acids. Lineage: Eukaryota; Metazoa; Arthropoda; Insecta; Hymenoptera; Vespidae. The transcript is spliced from 6 exons. Gene Ontology annotation, molecular function: iron ion binding; stearoyl-CoA 9-desaturase activity. Gene Ontology annotation, biological process: unsaturated fatty acid biosynthetic process.